This is a messenger RNA of Psylliodes chrysocephalus, 993 nucleotides long. The record is from the annotation of a GenBank genome assembly. NCBI's taxonomy places the organism in Eukaryota, Metazoa, Arthropoda, Insecta, Coleoptera, Chrysomelidae.
AUGUUUUUUACCGCAAUAGGUAUAGGGGUGUUCGUUUAUGGGGUGGUUUUUUCGGUUUUAGCUUGUUUAGCUGACUGUGAUGUUGAACUUUGGUUAUAUGAGAAAUUAGGAAAAUCUCCACGAAGACUGAAAGGGAAGGUCGUUUUCAUCACUGGAGCCUCAAGUGGUAUCGGAGAACACACGGCUUAUUCCUUGGCUAAAUUCGGCGUAAAAUUGGCACUAGCAGCCAGAAGACCGCAUGAAUUACAACGAGUUAAAAACAAAUGUUUAGAACUCUCGAAAGGUCAGCUAGAAGACAAAGAUGUACUCACCAUUCCUAUGGACGUAACGGAUUGUUCGUCGCACAAAAGACACUUCAGCAUGGCUGUCAACCACUUCGGCAAGGUAGAUAUCUUGUUGAACAACGCCGGGAGAUCCCAGAGGGCGGAAUGGGACGCGACAGAGUUAGCUGUCGAUCAUCAAUUGUUCGAACUCAACGUUUUCGCCGUCGUCAAUUUGACAAGAGUGGCUAUGGAGCAUUUUAACGCCAUGGGACAAGGACAUGUGGCUGUCGUGUCUAGUUUGGCGGGAAUAAUUGGAGCGCCUCAUUCGGGAACUUAUACCGGAUCCAAGCAUGCUAUUCACGGCUACUUCAACAGUCUAAGAAUUGAAAACAUUAGGAAAAAAUUAAACGUAACACUUUUGUGUCCGGGGCCUACUUUUACGAAUUUCUUAGGAGAAGCUUUCACGGGAAAAAUUGGGCAGAAAUUAAAUUCGUCAACUGAUCCAAAGGACAAGCGGAUGACAGCCGAAAGAUGUGGGUACUUAAAUGCCGUAGCUCUUGUAAAUAAAACUCGGGAAUCAUGGAUGGGCGUAUUUCCUAUUAUCCCUUUUACUUACAUAGGAAUUUAUUUCCCUAUAAUUUUCAAUUGUGCACUACAGAUAUUAGGCCCGGAAUACCUGUUCAAGCUCAGAGACAGUAAAAAACCAGAUCAGAAUUCACACAAAGACUGA